Messenger RNA from Staurois parvus, 465 nucleotides. The record is from the annotation of a GenBank genome assembly. Lineage: Eukaryota; Metazoa; Chordata; Amphibia; Anura; Ranidae.
CAGGUCUCGGGCCCCCAGGCGGAGCGGCUGGCGCCAGACCUCCAGGCGGAGCGACAGGUCUCGGGCCCCCAGGCGGAGCGACAGGCACCGAUCGUCUGGCAAGACUGCGGGCACCGAGUCGUCUGGCAAGACUGCGGGCUCCGAUUCGUCUGGCAAGACUGCGGGCUCCGAGUCGUCUGGCAAGACUGCGGGCACCGAGUCAGAGUCAACUGGCGGAACAGCGGGCAUCGAGUCACCUGGCAUGAUAGGAUCAUCAGGCUGCAUCAGUUCAUCAGGCCGGAUCAGUUCAUCAGGCUGGGUACAGACAUCAGGCUGGGAUCAGUUCAUCAGGCUGGGUACAGACAUCAGGCUGGGUACAGACAUCAGGCUGGAUCAGUUCAUCAGGCUGGGUACAGACAUCAGGCUGGGUACAGACAUCAGGCUGGGUACAGACAUCAGGCUGAAGUGCGGGCGCCGAGGCACCAG